Molecule: messenger RNA, 3215 nt
Organism: Penaeus vannamei (Pacific white shrimp)
Lineage: Eukaryota; Metazoa; Arthropoda; Malacostraca; Decapoda; Penaeidae
Product: inhibitor of growth protein 1
Biological process (GO): positive regulation of DNA-templated transcription
Cellular component (GO): nucleus
Source: RefSeq, a predicted model, not a curated record
GUUCCGAGUCGUUUCUCUAUGAAAGCGCGAAGUGACCUAUGAGGAAUCGGGGCGGCCGGGCUGAGCUAUGAGUGACCCUGUGGAAAAAAUGCUGAACCAAGCUGCUUUGGAAGCACUGUAUUCAGCUACCUACGUGGAUAAUUUUCUAGACACCGUGGAGAACUUACCAGACGAAGUACAACGUGAAAUAUCCAGCAUGAGAGAGCUGGAUGUUCGGUAUCAAGCUCUAUUACAAGACAUGGAGGGAUUGCGGGGACAGCUGGAAGGAGAAUUAGACUCCAUAUCCUUAAAACGCAUAAUGGUCCAGAUUCAGGACAAGUUGAUAUCGACACAAGAAAUUGGAGAUGAUAAACUCCAGAUUGUGCAACACAUUUUGGACAUUAUUGAGAACAGACAGAGACAGCUUGAACUCGACAGUAAAAACUUAGAUUUUGGUCAAGAGCCAGAAAAGCAAGAGGCCUCUAAAGAAACCCAGCCUGAGAGAGCAAGUAAACGAGCAAGGAGGACAAGGAACGAAAAUGCGGCUAAUCACAAUGAAAACUCAAAUGACGCACCUGUCACCCCACAUGUGGAAAAGGUGUCUACGAGUAAGAGCUCUGCACAAAAGAAAGCAACAAAGAAGAAGAAACGUAAGGCAAAGGUUGAACGAGAACGAGAAGAUUCACCAACAGAAAUACCCAUUGACCCAGAUGAGCCUACAUACUGUCUUUGUGAACAGGUUUCGUACGGAGAGAUGAUUGGCUGUGAUAACGAUCUUUGUCCAAUUGAGUGGUUUCACUUUUCAUGUGUUGGGCUUACUAACAAGCCCAAAGGGAAAUGGUUUUGUCCGAAGUGUCGUGGUGACAAGCCGACUGUCAUGAAGCCAAGAGCACAAUUUUUGAAAGAACUGGAAAAGUACAAUAAAGAGAAGGAGGAAAAGUCUUGAGCAGGAUAAUCUCUUGUCACCAUGUUGUAUAUAAGAUUGAUUUAAGAAUAUUUUAUGUAUAUUUCAGAGAAUGGUUUUUAUGUUCUCCUUAAAGGUCUUUUAUCACAUGUACUGGUUACAUCUCAUGCUCAAAGAUGUCUGUUCAUGAAUAUGGUAGAUAAUGCUUCCCUCCACCCAAACAGUAAAUGGAUUACUUUCAAGUUUAAGCCAGAGCUAGUAUUGGAUACAGAGUUAUAUUUAUCAAGAAUGUAGGUAUUUUAGGGGUGAAACUUACAUAUGACCAUUUCAUAUUGCAAAUGCAGUUCUUUCUUAAAUAUUAAUUGCUGAUCUUUCAUUCUACGCAUUUUGUAUAUAUGAUAAAAAAGGUCUUUAUUCUUUGUUGAUAAUUCAUAUUUUUAUGUCAUUUCUCCAAAGUUGUAGCAUUCAGUUCUGCAAUAACCAGCAGGAUUGUUUGCUUUUUGCUGUCAUGCGGCAGUUUACAGUUUGUAAGCUCAUACAUAUUGUGACUUGCAUCUUGCAAGCUAUGUUGGGAUAGUUUGCAUUUUGCAGGAGCUUAUAUUGUAACUUACAUUUUGUAUGCUCUCUUGUAAUAGCUCAUACUUUGGCACUUACAAAGAUAUAACUUACUAUCAGCAUAUCCCUAAACCAUGACUUGCACUCUGCAGCAGUCUUUACUAAGGCAGCUAGCACUUUGCAUGCUUUCAUAAAGAUGGCUUGCAAAUUGCUUGCUCUGAAGUUCUGGCUUGUACUUCCCAUGCUCACAUGUGGUGGCUAACAUAUUGCUUGCUCUCAAAAUGUGAGGUAGUCGUCUCAGUCUCUCUAAAUGGGGCUUGCAUUCUAGUCUGUCAUAUGAUGGCUUGUAUUCCCUGAACUUGCGGCUUGUAAUCUGUAUGCAUUCAUGUAGUGGCUUGCAGUUUGCCAACCUUCAAGAGUUGGCUUGUAUUCCAGAGUGAAUUACAAACUUGACUGUGUUAUUCCUCUACAACAUUUAUUAAGAAAUGGACUAUCAGAUAGUGUGUAAGGAUAAACAGUAUUGUUGUAUGAAAUAAUUUUCAUAAGAACUUUUUCAUAAAAAUAUAAAAAAUCAUAAAUACUUUAACAUCUCAUUACACAACAGAUGCACUUACUGCUGCUUCUCCCCUUAAUGAUGAUAGCCAUGGAAUGUAAAUACUUUAUUUGGAACCAGGAUUUUUUUUCUUUUUUGUUGAAAUGAGGAAAGAAUUUUUAUAUAUUUCAUGUACUGUCAAAAUCUGUUUGCAAAAAUAGCAAAUGCAGACCCAUAUGCAUAAACACCCAUAUACAUAAACAUUAGUGGACACAUGAGCACAAGUCGGCACACCCAACACCACACAGAUACACCAGCCAUACACCACCCCACUUUUACAUGCACUGUGUGUAUGUGUAUGCAUAUGAAUACAUUUGAAUGUUUGUACAUCCAUUUUGACUAUGAAGAACACUAAACCUCAUCUCUCCAUAUUCUUCUAGUUGGCUAAGGAUGCAAUAAAUCUUACUUCUCACCUUGGUAGGGAGAAGCAAUGUUUUGAUGUACUCAUUACCUGUAGUAAAUUUCAAGAUAGUUGUAAGUUCGUAUGAAGGGAUUUUCAACUAAGUCUAACAGUGGUGUUUGUGUAGUAACAUACAAGCUACCAAUAGGUGACAUCCUUUCAAAUGCACAUUUACCACUUAUGAUAGCAAAACUUAGAAAGGAACACACUUUUAGUGUAGAAUUUACCUCAAAUAGGAGUGAUGUGAUGUUUGGUAUUGGUAUAUGGAUCAGAUAUGUUAAGGCUGUCAUUAUUAAGGGUUUUAGUAUAUCUUUUACAUCUGUCUUCACAUGAUCACUGCAGAAUUUAAAAUAAGAAUAAAAUGAUUCCUGUAUCAGUGAGAAAUAAAUCAAGGCUGUUGGAUUUUAGGAGUAGGAAUAAUACUAUUGUAAGUGUAGCCCAGUACCUGAAGUACAUAGAAAUUUUACAGAAAUCAUUGUAGUAAUAUUUACCCCUCACACUUAGUAAUGGCACAGUGGCCUCUUAGCUUUACUAUAAAUAUUUCUGGCAUGCUUCUAUUCAAAGUUGCUAGGUAGUGUAGUCCUACCUACAAUAAUUUAGCAUAAAAAUAAUUGCAAUAAAUGGAAUCUGGUUCUUUCUCAUUAUGAGGUGGGGAUUAAAGGCCAUACUAAGUGCCCUGUCUUAUUACGUUGGUAAUUCUUAGCGUUUUAUUUUUAUGUUGUAUUUGAUAGUGACAUAGUCUUCUAGCAAAAACAGUAUAAAAUUAUUAUAUGUUACAAGUUAUU